AUGACUUUUAACGACGAAACACUCCUGGCUGUAUUUGACAGCUUACAAGUAAAAGAUGUUUCAAAGGACGGUGCCAUUGUAUACAAAGUUAGGGUUUUGGAAGAAGAUGAUAAUGGUAGAACGCCGAAAGACCCGAAAUUUAACGAAAGAUACAAAACCGUUUUCCAUACUCUGGCCGAAAGAGAAAAUAAGGAAGUGAUCAAUCAUCCCGCAAUUAGACUGUUGGUCAACUAUAAAUGGACCAAAUGGGCAAAGUACAGAUUUAUGCUGAAUAGUUGUUUUUAUUUAUUCAGUUUGAUUUCACUAACAAUUUCGGUAGCUUUUUCUGCGACAACUGCUGAUGUUAAAACGUACAACAAUGGCUUACAAUAUGCACGAGGCUUUUUUGAAGUUGUUUCAUAUGGAACUUUCGUCAAAUCAUUCGGUUUAGAAAUGUGCCAAUUGAUGAGGUAAGCAGUUAGACGCUAUUUAUAACCUGACGUUUUAUUUUCAACAGCAUUAAGGUGACGGUCACACAAAUUUCGAAAGCUUUUCUUAAUCGAUAAGUAUUCCGCUGUGAUUAUUAGAUAUGAUCUUCUUGUUGUUGUUUUUCUAUGUUACUUAUUAUAUACUUCUGAAAGCGUAUCAGUUGUCGUAUUGUUCAGACUAAUAGUAACUUGAGUAACAUUAACGCUGUGUAUUCCAAAGUGAUGUGGUCACUAUAAUUAUACCUCCUUCUGAGUCUGAUUACCGCAUCAAGUCUUCCAGGUUUCAAGUGCAUUAAUUUAGGUUGCCUUGAUGCUGUUUAUUUCGAUCUUUCCAAGUUCGACGCCGAGAAUUAACGAAGUCAGACAAGCUUAUGCUAGGAAAAUUAAAGUUAUGAUUUUAAACUAACAAAAGUACAUGUGAAUCUGAUUAAAUGCAUAUCAUGGUCAGAUGGUAAGAUUGU
Molecule: messenger RNA, 928 nt
Organism: Mercenaria mercenaria
Lineage: Eukaryota; Metazoa; Mollusca; Bivalvia; Venerida; Veneridae
Exons: 4
Coding region: 1-453 (150 amino acids)
Source: RefSeq, a predicted model, not a curated record